AUGGGACUUGGACGAUUCAUCCACCACUUUGGCGCAUUCUUGCUGUUCUCAGCAACAGUGUUGCUCGUUGUUGUUGACAUCACGGCCCCCGUUGUCAACGACAUCUCCCUUCUCAAGGUCGACUUGGGUAACUCCGCUGAUGGCUCGGCUGUCACGUUCGGAACAUUUGGCUACUGUGUUCUCGAUGUCAAUGGACGGGACGACUGCUCAAAGGUCAGAAUCGGUUACAACCCGGCCCAGGUCAUCACAGCUGUUGAUGGCACCGAAUUUUCCAACGCUUCUGAGAAUACCUCCAAGGCAUUGACGAGAGUCAUGGUGUUGCACCCAGUUGCCACUGGCCUCUGCUUCAUCGCUUUCAUCCUGUGCCUCGGAGCGGGCACUCUGGGUUCCUUCGUGGCUUCCCUUGUCUCUGCCCUGGCUUGCCUGGUCACUGUGGUGGCGCUCGCAUGCGACUUUGUCGCCUUUGGCAUCAUCAAGCGCAAGGUCAACGACUCCAGCACCGGCAGCAGCGCUAGCUGGAGUGCCGGGAUCUGGCUCGUCCUCGUCUCGGCCAUUCUCGCACUGGCUGCUACCGUCGUGGUUUUCUUCACCUGCUGUGCUGGUCGAUCCCGCCGCAGACGUGAGUCUGGCAAGAUGGGAACCAUUCACGAGUAA
Ilyonectria robusta is the source of this 654-nucleotide messenger RNA. RefSeq names its product actin cortical patch SUR7/pH-response regulator pali. The record is from RefSeq and is a predicted model, not a curated record. The coding region runs from base 1 to 654 and encodes 217 amino acids. The transcript is spliced from 2 exons. Gene Ontology annotation, cellular component: cell division site; plasma membrane; growing cell tip. Lineage: Eukaryota; Fungi; Ascomycota; Sordariomycetes; Hypocreales; Nectriaceae.